Messenger RNA from Anthostomella pinea, 1548 nucleotides. The record is from the annotation of a GenBank genome assembly. Lineage: Eukaryota; Fungi; Ascomycota; Sordariomycetes; Xylariales; Xylariaceae.
AUGGACCCAGGCACGGUACUUGCGAUCGUAUCGCUCAUUAUCCAGGUAGUCAGCUCGGCGGAUAAGGUGAUACAGGGGUUUGAUCACAUUCAAAAUGCCCCCAGAGAGUUAAGGGACUUCCGCGCGGCUGUCUUCCGGCUUCAGCGAAACUUCGAGACUCUUCAACCUAGUUCCCUCCACGCAGAUGACCUCCAGCCGAUCGAGGAGACACUGGAGCUAUGUGCUCAUCUGUUUCAGCAACAUGACAGUGUCCAGAGCCAGGGGAUGGUCAACAGUGUCCUCCGAGGCACGUGGUCCAUUCGCAACAAUCAGAAGUUGACCAAGUAUCGGUAUCGUAUAUAUGAACAUUACGUGACAAUACUCAUACCUGCUUUGGUCGCAGCAAGCGGCAGAAGCAGUGACCACAAUACGAUUGGGUCGUCUUUGUCUGGCUCUACAAAGUUUCAGGCGCAGGGAGAGCGACCUGAACACACCGGCACUACCGUGUCGCUGGAAGAUCUGGGAAGCCUUCGUCAACUUGUUGAAAACCUUGGAAUUAGUGAAGAACGGGCGGCUACCGAGCGGACCCUCAGUGAACUCGACCGACAGCUACGGAGAUGCUGGAUCAAACUAGGACUUCAAGAUGACGACGUAUUCGACAGUGCCGGCUUGACAGAUCGCCGUCGCCAGUCAAACGUGACAUUUGAGGUGGCACCAGUAACUCUAUACAUGAACGACGUCCCCGAGCAACACAAGAAGCUGAAGCUGGAGCGGGUUCAUAUCAUGGCCCGUGAUGACGAGUCUCGCAUCCUCUUGUACCAGAACAGAGAAGCAACAAUCCAAGUCACUCACAUAGUGCCCAAAGGGUCCAUUCCAUGGACGAGUCCGCAGUACCACAAGCGAGUCUCGUUCCUCCACCCCCACGUCAUCACCGUGGUCGACGGUGAAGGGUACCACCUGUACCAGGUCGAUCCGCAAUACUCCUUCAACAAGAUCGAAACAUGCGAGAGCUUCCAGUCCAUGCUGCGCGAGCGAGAGCUCCGCGGGACGUUCCUGGCGGCAGAGAUCCGAGAAGGGGGAGUGACGCUGUGCCGGAUGCAGUUCAUUCGGUUUUGGCGGCGGCACGAAAUAGGAAAAGGCGAGAUACUCACGCUCACCUUCCUACAGACCUCACACGACGCGGCCGCGCAGCACAAGGAGGUCAACCUGGCGAACUAUCAGGCCACGCCGGAAUACCACGCCAGAAGACUAGCGACGGUAGUCGUCAGGAGGCCAACAGAAUCUAACACCUUGGACAUAAUACCUCGGCGGGCGCACGCGAAGAGCCUCGUCCUUCAGGGAAAGAUACCGAGCCCUUCAUACAUCCACGCCAUCUCUUCAGCCAGCCACACCAACGCUGCGUCCGGCGCCUUCGCCGCUCAUCCCCACCACCUCUUCGUCGGGGACGCCGUCGCUGUACUCGACUUCGACCUCUUCGAGAACGCCGUGCACCACGGCCGCACCGACACCGUCAGACCACACGUGGAUUACUUUACCGCCUCCAAAGUUGAGCAUUUUCGACCUCGAUGA